AUGGCGCUCCGCGAGUUCAAGGCGCCCGUCAACUAUGAGACGCAGCAAAAGGCGUUUGAGGACUUUCUGACGGGCUUCAAGACGUCGCCCGAGCACACAAUCGCCACUGCCCUGGGCAACGUCACCAUCGACGACGAUGACCUCAGUGACGACGACUUCAUGGACGAGGACCAAGAGUCGGUAGAGCGUCGUCGCCAGGAGAAGGAGCGCCGGAGAGUGCCGCACCAUAAAUACAAGGAGGCACUGCAAGAACUGGCAGACCGCACCGUCAACGAGAUCGUCAUUGAUCUGGAUGACCUGCACUCGUGGGAAGAGCAAACGGGCGACAGCCUCAAGCUCAUUGACUCGAUUGAGGCCAAUACCAAGCAUUACGUCGACAUCGUUUCCAGAGCUGUCGACAGCGCGAUGCCCCCGCCAAAUACGGAAACCAGCUUCAAAGACGACGUUCUCGACGUGCUGAUGGCGCGACGCGAGGCUCGCAACCGAGAGCUCCAGGAGGCGGCCGAGCGAGACCCCACGGCCGAGCAAGACAAGUUCCCUGCCGAGCUCACGCGGCGAUAUACCCUCGUCUUCAAGCCUCGCUCCGGCACCUCGGACCACCCGACCAAGGCCCUCGCCGUUCGCCAGGUCCGCGGUGAUCACAUCGGGAAACUCAUCACCGUCCGAGCCAUCGCGACUCGCGUGUCGGACGUCAAGCCCAUUGUCCAAGUCAGCGCCUAUACCUGCGAUCGCUGUGGGUGUGAGAUUUUCCAGCCCAUCAGCGACAGGCAGUACGGACCAUUGGCAGUGUGCCCGUCGGAGGACUGCAAGAAGAACCAGUCCAAGGGCCAGCUGAACCCGUCGACGCGAGCAUCCAAGUUUCUGCCCUUCCAAGAGGUCAAGGUGCAAGAAAUGGCGGAGCAGGUCCCCAUUGGCCAGAUUCCCCGUUCUCUCACAGUCCUCUGCUACGGCAGCCUUGUUCGCAAGAUCAACCCGGGAGAUGUCAUCGACAUUGCCGGCAUCUUCCUGCCCACGCCCUACACCGGCUUCAAGGCCAUGAAAGCUGGCCUCCUGACCGAUACCUAUGUCGAAGCGCAUCACAUCCACCAACAUAAAAAGGCCUACAGCGAAAUGAUUGUCGAUGCUCGGCUGGUUCGGCGGAUUGACAAGUACAGGCAGACCGGGCAGGUCUACGAGCUCCUAGCCAAGUCAAUCGCGCCCGAAAUCUUCGGCCACCUCGACGUCAAGAAGGCACUUCUGCUACUGCUCAUUGGCGGUGUCAACAAGGAAAUGGGCGACGGCAUGAAGAUUCGUGGCGACAUCAACAUCUGCUUGAUGGGUGAUCCCGGUGUUGCCAAGUCGCAGCUGCUCAAGUACAUCUCAAAAGUCGCUCCUCGAGGCGUCUACACGUCCGGUCGCGGAAGCAGUGGUGUCGGCCUAACUGCUGCCGUCAUGCGUGAUCCCGUCACCGACGAGAUGGUGCUCGAAGGCGGUGCUCUCGUCCUGGCUGACAACGGCAUCUGCUGCAUUGACGAAUUCGACAAGAUGGACGAAAAUGACCGCACUGCCAUUCACGAAGUCAUGGAGCAGCAGACCAUUUCCAUCUCCAAGGCUGGCAUCUCCACGACUCUCAACGCGCGCACCUCGAUCCUCGCCGCCGCCAAUCCCGUGUACGGACGGUAUAACCCGCGGAUCUCUCCGGUCGAAAACAUUAACCUGCCUGCUGCUCUCCUGUCGCGUUUCGAUGUUCUCUUCCUCCUCCUCGAUACCCCUUCGCGCGACUCCGACGCGCAACUCGCCAAGCACGUCGCAUUCGUCCACAUGAACAGCCGUCAUCCCGAUCUCGGCGGCGACGACGUCGUCUUCAGCCCCCACGAGGUGCGCUCCUACGUGGCGCAGGCUCGCACGUACCGGCCGGUGGUGCCCGAGUCCGUCUCCGACUACAUGAUCAAGACGUACGUGCGUCUGCGCGACCAGCAAAAACGUGCCGAGCAAAAGGGAAAGCAGUUUACGCACACGACCCCCCGUACGCUCCUAGGCGUCGUUCGCCUGGCCCAGGCCCUUGCGCGCCUCCGCUUCAGCAACCAAGUUUCGCAGGACGACGUCGACGAGGCGCUGCGGCUCAUCGAGGCUAGCAAGGAAAGCCUCAACGCCGAGAUGGGCUCCUCCCGCCGCGGUCUCAAUGCUAGCAGCCGCAUUUACAAUCUGGUCAAGGCCGUUGCCGACUCGGGUGCCUGCCGUGCAGACGAUGCCGAAGAUGACGACGACCUGGGCGUGGAGCUGAGCAUGCGAAAGGUCAAGGAGCGCGUUAUCGCCAAGGGCUUCACUGAGGACCAGUGGAUGAGCGCCUUGGAAGAGUACACGACCCUCGACAUUUGGCAAACGGCCGGUAACGGUUCGCGGCUGGUAUUUGUUACAGCCGGCAACGACGAUCGGGAGGAUGAGAUGGACGAGUGA
Messenger RNA from Hirsutella rhossiliensis, 2436 nucleotides. Its product is annotated as DNA replication licensing factor MCM7. The coding region runs from base 1 to 2436 and encodes 811 amino acids. The record is from RefSeq and is a predicted model, not a curated record. Gene Ontology annotation, biological process: DNA strand elongation involved in DNA replication; DNA replication initiation; double-strand break repair via break-induced replication. The transcript is spliced from 5 exons. NCBI's taxonomy places the organism in Eukaryota, Fungi, Ascomycota, Sordariomycetes, Hypocreales, Ophiocordycipitaceae. Gene Ontology annotation, cellular component: nucleus; MCM complex. Gene Ontology annotation, molecular function: single-stranded DNA binding; ATP hydrolysis activity; ATP binding.